CGCGGCCUCCGCGGCCUCCGCUACGUCACAUCCGGCCCUUGUGAUUCAGGAUUUCAGAACCCGCGGGAUGAAGUGCGUGUUUGUUACUGUGGGGACCACCAGCUUUGACGACCUCAUUGCGUGUGUGUUGGCGCACGACAGUCUGCAAGUACCAGGAUUCAUUGAAAGAAGACCUUGAGAAAGCAGAUUUUGUUAGUCACGCAGGUGCAGGAAGCUGAAGACUGGAAAAAAGAAAGCCACUUAUAGUGGUUAUAAAUGAAAAGUUGAUGAACAAUCAUAAGCUGGAAUUGGCAAAGCAGCUACACAAAGACGGGCAUCUCUUCUACUGUACCUGCAGGGUCUCAACUUGUCCUGGGCAAGCCAGCCCUUUGUCUCCUGCUCCUGAGAAGUGGCAAGAUUCUGCAGCGCUGAUUUCAACUGCCUUUUCAUGCCUAGACUUUGGGCUGCUUUCCGGAUACCUGCAUAAGCAAGCCCUUGUCACUGCUACCCAUCCUACCUGUACCCUGCUUUUUCCUUCUUGCUACACUUGUGUUCCUUUCUCACCCUCCCCAUCUCCACCCUCCGUGCAAAUGCAUAAAGGAUGGAAAAAGUACUGCGGCCAGAAGUCUCUGAAUGAGGCCACGAUGGAUGAAUAUUUAGGCAGCUUAGGGCUGUUUCGAAAGCUGACUGCCAAGGAUGCCUCUUGCCUCUUUCGGGCUAUUUCGGAGCAGUUGUUUUGCAGCCAGGUCCAUCAUUUGGAAAUCAGGAAGGCUUGUGUCUCAUAUAUGAGAGAAAAUCCACAAACUUUUGAGUCUUAUGUGGAGGGAUCUUUUGAGAAAUACCUGGAACGGUUGGGAGAUCCCAAGGAAAGUGCUGGCCAGCUGGAAAUAAGAGCUCUUUCUCUAAUUUAUAAUCGGGAUUUCAUUCUUUAUCGCUAUCCUGGAAAGCCUCCAACUGAUGUCACAGAUAAUGGCUAUGAAGACAAGAUUCUACUCUGCUAUUCAAGUAAUGGUCAUUAUGAUUCAGUGUACUCAAAACAGUUUCAGUCAAGUGCAGCUGUUUGUCAGGCUGUAUUAUAUGAGAUUCUCUAUAAAGAUGUAUUUGUUGUGGAUGAAGAAGAGUUGAAGGCUGCAGUUGAAUUGUUUCGAAGUGGUUCCAAGAAGAACAGGAACAGUGCUGUCUCUGGCAGUGAGGACGCCCAUAUUAACUACAAGAGUUCGACUCAGAAUAGGACUGAAGAGUGGGGUGCUUGCUGCAAUAUUGAAGAUAUACCAGAGGGAUACAAUCAAGGAACAGAAGAAACAAAGUCUCCAGAAAAUCCAUCAAAGAUGCUCUUGCCCUAUAAGGUGCUCAAAGCUCUGGAUCCAGAAAUCUAUCGUAAUGUAGAAUUUGAUGUUUGGUUGGACAGCAGAAAAGAACUUCAAAAAUCUGAUUACUUGGAGUAUGCUGGGAGACAGUACUAUUUGGGAGACAAGUGUCAGGUUCGCUUGGAAACAGGUGGAAGAUACUAUAAUGCUCAUAUUCAGGAAGUUGGAAAUGAGAACAGUUCAGUAACAGUCUUCAUUGAAGAAUUGGCAGAAAAGCAUGUUGUUCCGCUGGCUAACUUAAAACCAGUUACCCAAGUGACACCCGUUCCUGCUUGGAAUGCUCUACCCAGUCGGAAAGGAAGAGGUUACCAGAAAAUUUCCAGGGGCUAUGUCCCAGAAAUUGUUAUGUCAGAGAUGGACAUGAAGCAACGGAAGAAGAUGUUCAAGAAAGUCAGAGGGAAAGAGGUUUAUAUGACUAUGGCUUACAGCAGGGGAGACCCCCUCCUUCCGCCGAGACUUCAGCAUAGUAUGCAUUAUGGGCAUGACCCUGGAAUGCACUACUCACAGACAACUAGUGAUAUUAUGGCUAGUGAACAUUUUUAUCCUCAACAUUCAUCUCAGGCACAAGGUCGGGGAUUUGGGAUGCCCAGGGAUUCAUCUCACUUUAUAAACAGGCAUAACGUGGUGGGGCCUAAAGUUGAUUUUUACCCUGGUCCAGGUAAAAGGUGCUGCCAGAGCUAUGAUAACUUCUCCUAUAGAUCUCGUUCCUUUAGACGUAGUCACCGCCAGAUGCAUUGCAUGAAUAAGGAGUGCCAGUAUAGCUUUGCCCCAGAGAAUGGACAGAUGCCCAGGGGCUUGGAAGAAACCAUUACGUUUUAUGAAAUUGAAGAAGGGGAUGAGACUGCUUAUCCAACUUUACCUAAUCAUGGAGGAUCCUCUACAAUGAUUCUUCCUAAUCCAAGAUAUUGUGUCACAAGGCAAGGACAUAGCUCAGGCAAACAGACUUUGAGUUCAGAGGAGGGCGAUGGCCAGAGUGACAAUGGGGGAUAUCAUGAGGAAUAUAUUUAUCCUUCAGACUAUGAAACUUCAGGUGUUUAUAGCACAACUGAAUCUACAGCAAACUUGUCUCUUCAGGAUAGAAGACCAUGUUCUAUGUCUCCUCAGGACACAGUUACCUCAUACAACUACCCCCAGAAGGUGAUGGUAAAUUCUGCAGCAAUUGCAGCUUCCUGUGCCAGUAAUGUUCCAGCUCCAGUCUUAUCUAACUGUGCAACAGCUAAUCAAGCUAGUAGUACUACUUCAGUUUCCUCACAGAAUGCUGUACAGCCUCUAUUUGUGUCUCCACCUACACAAGGCAGGCCAGUGAUUGCUUCACCAUCCUACCCAUACUUAUCUGCUCCGAUGCCUGCUGUUGCUGCCUCUCUGCCACCACCACUACCACCUCCACCUCCACCCCGACCUCCUCCUUCUUUUGAGGUGGGAGAGGCUUCAGACUUACCCCCACCACCUCCACCUUAUUCCUGUGAUCCAAGUGGCAGUGAUCUGCCUCAAGAUACAAAAGUUUUGCAGUAUUAUUUCAAUCUGGGAUUGCAGUGCUAUUACCACAACUACUGGCACUCCAUGGUCUAUGUGCCACAGAUGCAGCAGCAACAGCUUCAUGUAGAGAAUUAUUCAGUCUAUACUGAGCCACCUCCUCUGGUAGAUCAGACCAUUCCUCAGUUGUACAGUGAGGUGGGGAGACAAGAUGGUGCACAGGCAGAAGCAUCAGCAAAUGAUACUUGUCCAAAUGCUGAUCCUGCACCUGUCCCUCAUGGAGCAGUCUAUUAUCCAGUGAUGUCAGAUCCCUGUGGGCAGCCACCUUUACCGGGUUUUGAUUCCUGUCUUCCUAUUAUGCCGGAUUAUCCAUAUGUUGCCUCUUGGCAUCCUGUUGGAGCAGUAUAUGGUGGUUCUCCUCAUAUUCAUGGUGCUACGAAUCCUGGGCCAGUUGGCUAUAUUGCUUCACCUUCCUCAGCUUCUCAUUAUGUACCUCAGAAUAUGUAAGAUUCAGCAGUAUGAAGUAUUCUUUCACUGCCAUUUUUCUUGCUGUUUUGGUUUCUAAAAACUGUUUUAAGUUAGUGUUUAAAAAAGUGAUUUAGGUGGUUACUAUUCUGUCUUUAAGAUUAUUUUGUCUUUUGAUUUAAAAUAGUACUUUAAAAUAAAGGAAUGUUGCUUUGGUUUGUGAAUAAGGAAAUUGAGAUGGAUGUACAGCUAGCCCAUGUUGAGCAUACUUCAUUGUAUUCAGCUGUCUUCCAGCUUGUCAACAUUAUAUCAGCUGAUAGUACCAAAUGAUAAAAGGAAUAAAUCAUACGAACUGUUUCCUUGGUUCAGAUGUCACACAUCAUAUUAAACUGCAAAAUUCAAAUAAUUUCCACUUUUCUCUAGAAAAUAAAACAAAACCUAGAGCAUUUGCUUCUGGGUAACUAACUUAAUAUUAAAUGAGAGAACUCUUCAGGUUUCUUAAGAAUUGUCUGAACUGAGUUGUGUUCUAUGAUAUUAAUCAGUUUCGAAGGCACAAGGUGCUCUGCUUUAGAUCUGUCCCAUGUGCUAUUGUUUAAUAUUGGAUUUAUGUAACUGUUUUACUGCACAGUAUUGAAUUGGUAUCCUUUGCACAGUUAGCAAUAAAUAAA
Messenger RNA from Rhinolophus ferrumequinum (greater horseshoe bat), 3952 nucleotides. It is a transcript of the gene ALG13, whose product is annotated as ALG13 UDP-N-acetylglucosaminyltransferase subunit. Lineage: Eukaryota; Metazoa; Chordata; Mammalia; Chiroptera; Rhinolophidae. The record is from RefSeq and is a predicted model, not a curated record. Gene Ontology annotation, molecular function: cysteine-type deubiquitinase activity. Gene Ontology annotation, biological process: protein deubiquitination.